Erigeron canadensis is the source of this 933-nucleotide messenger RNA. RefSeq lists its product as uncharacterized. The record is from RefSeq and is a predicted model, not a curated record. NCBI's taxonomy places the organism in Eukaryota, Viridiplantae, Streptophyta, Magnoliopsida, Asterales, Asteraceae. The transcript has 3 exons. The coding region runs from base 1 to 933 and encodes 310 amino acids.
AUGUCGUCUUCAUCAUCGUCGACCUCUUUUGAUUCGUUCGGUUCCGAAGAUUAUGAUGAUGCCGUCGAAAGUGCCGUUGUUGGCGCCAUUACCUUAGCCAUGAGGGUCGCACAAGAGGAGGAGGAAGAAGAAGAGAGGCCGCGUUUUACUAGAAGGGUGGUUCUUGUACGUCGUCGUGCAGAGGCACAAGAAAACUUGAUGCGAGACUACUUUGCGGAUCAACCGACUUACACCCCGCCACAAUUUAGACGGCGGUUUAGAAUGCAUAAGGGUUUGUUUGUAAAGAUUGUUGGCGACAUGGAACGGGAGUAUAGAUAUUUUCAACAAAGGGUAAACGCCGCGGGAAAGCUUGGUGUAAUUCGAUUGUAUGGCCGUACAUACCUACGUAGACCAACAUGGACUGAUCUUCAGCGUAUAUAUGAUGUGCAUGAAAGAGUUCAUGGUUUUCCCGGUAUGAUUGGUAGUAUUGACUGUAUGCAUUGGCCAUGGGAGAUGUGUCCCACGGCGUGGAGAGGCACCCACACACGGGGGGACAUAGGUAGACCUUCGUUGAUUCUUCAAGCGGUUGCAUCGUAUGAUCUAUGGAUUUGGAAUGCUUUCUUUGGGCCACAAGGGUCUUAUAAUGACAUCAAUGUAUUCGAGUCAUCUCCUGUGCUUGAAGAUCUUAUAUCCGGUUUGGCGCCCUCAGCAUCUUUUUAUGCAAAUGGUAACUUCUACGAGAGAGGGUACUACCUAGGCGACGGGAUAUACCCCGAGUAUGCUACAUUCGUCAAGACUUUUACCGAUUCAAUUGACGAAAAGAGAAAGCUUUUUAAGAAAAAGCAAGAGGCGGCACAUAAGGGUAUAGAAAGAGCUUUUGGUGUGUUAAAAAAAGAUGGAAGGUCCUUAAUCAUCCGGCUCAGUAUUGGGACAAGGCACUCAUGCAAGACGUGA